Molecule: messenger RNA, 1008 nt
Organism: Colletotrichum karsti
Lineage: Eukaryota; Fungi; Ascomycota; Sordariomycetes; Glomerellales; Glomerellaceae
Product: RNA exonuclease 4
Exons: 1
Coding region: 1-1008 (335 amino acids)
Biological process (GO): rRNA processing; ribosomal large subunit assembly
Cellular component (GO): nucleus
Molecular function (GO): nucleic acid binding; 3'-5' exonuclease activity
Source: RefSeq, a predicted model, not a curated record
AUGGCGCCUGAGCUGUCAUCAAAUUGGAAGAAGCUCCAGGCUCAACUCAAAGCGGCACCCUCAUCCUCUUCAACUUCCGGGGCAGUGAAGAGGAAGGCGGAAACCUCAACCCAGCAGCCCGCCAAAAAGCAGAAAACAAAAGUCGACGGAAAGCCUGCCCCCAAACCCUCUCCAAAGAACUCCAAGCCGACAACAAAACCAACACAAAAGAACUCCAAGGUGAAAAACGACCGUAUGGGUGUUACACAGAGCUCCAAGGUUGAACUUGACCUCGACCCAAAACUGAGGACCACGCCGUCCCUUGCCCUCUGGGCCGAAGACAAUGGUGUUUCUUCCGAGGCGUUGGCCGAAGCCUAUGGCCUUGGGCUGAAAGACAACUCGAUGCUCGCGUCAGACAAGGACAAGAUCAACGCCGGUCUCACAGAAGGACUCGACGUCGGCAAGUACAUCGCCAUGGACUGCGAAAUGGUUGGUGUCGGUGACGGAGGAUACGAGUCGGUGCUUGCUCGUGUGAGCAUCGUCGACUUCCACGGCCGCCAAGUAUACGAUUCCUACGUGAAGCCCCAGGAGCGGGUAACAGACUGGCGGAGCGCUGUCAGCGGGAUCCUGCCAAAGCACAUGAGGUUUGCGAGAGAGUUCAACGAGGUGCAGGCUCAAGUCGCCGAGCUCCUGAAAGACAGGAUACUCGUCGGUCACGAUGUGAAACAUGAUUUGGACGUUCUGAGGCUCAGUCACUCGGCCAAAGAUAUUCGCGACACUUCCAACCACCCAGGAUUCAAGAAGUUCAGCAAUAGCAGAAAACCAGCAUUGAGGAGGUUGGCGGAAGAAAUCCUCAAAGUCACCAUACAAAGCGGCGCCCACUCGAGUAUCGAAGAUGCAAGGGUGACGAUGCUGCUCUUCAGGAAACACAAAUCCGCAUUCGACGUCGACCACGCCAAUCGGUUUCCCAGCUUUGGGGGCGCGUCGGCCAAAUCGAAGCCCAAGUCCAAGACUAAGAAGAAGAAAUGA